Messenger RNA from Drosophila ficusphila, 4251 nucleotides. It is a transcript of the gene Dsp1, whose product is annotated as high mobility group protein DSP1. Gene Ontology annotation, molecular function: DNA binding, bending. Gene Ontology annotation, biological process: regulation of transcription by RNA polymerase II. The record is from RefSeq and is a predicted model, not a curated record. Lineage: Eukaryota; Metazoa; Arthropoda; Insecta; Diptera; Drosophilidae. The transcript has 6 exons. Gene Ontology annotation, cellular component: nucleus. The coding region runs from base 650 to 1828 and encodes 392 amino acids.
UUCGUUGGUUUUUGAAGCAGAAAGGCAGAGACGGCGUUCAAUUCAAUAGCCUUUGCAUUCGUUGUUGGUACUCUCUGUGUGUGUUUUCAAUCAGGCGAGCGGCGCGCGAACCAACCUCAUAUAUUUUCCGCAUUGAUACGAUACCAACAAAACACGGCGAUACGAUACAAUAAAGGCGGCGUAUGCAGCGCUGUUUGUUUAUUUUUUACAAGCUAAAAACAAACGACAAAACAAAUCAGCUAGACGCCCGCGUUAGCUGCAAGAACAACAACAAAAAAGAAACUGAGAAAAACACGCGUUUCGCGUACCGUGCGUUGUGAAUUUUGAAAAUUCGAAUUAGCGUGUGUCGUACACUAUCGUACAUACAUACACACAUACACACACGAUACGGUACAUACGUGCAAUAAUCAAUACAAUACAUCGUACAACAAACUGCGUAGAACAGUAUUAAAACUGGCUUAAGACAUUUGCGUUGGUGUGGUGUGCGGUGCGUUAAUACAUACAUAUACAUAUAUAUGUAUAUAUAAAUAUAGAAUUGUGCAAAAAGUUACUAUUUAGUAGUGGCAGUGGAAAAUCGCAUAAAACGGUGAACUCAGUACAGCAAAUUCGCCAUUAAAACCAUUCGGACUUGAUCCGAUAUCUCACAGUUAUGGAACACUUUCAUCAAAUACAGCAAACACUUCAACAAUAUCAGCAGCAACUGGCUGCUCAGCAACAACAACAAGUACAACAGCAACAGUUGCAACAGCACCAAGUGGUGGUGCAGCAGAAUCAGCAGCAGGCGCAUCAGAACAGCUCGAACACCACGGCGGGCACCCAGCAGCUGUUCACAUACAAAAUGGCCAGCAGUUUCCCCAAUCCGGCCACGACAAUGGCCCAGGUGGUGGCCACAUCUAACGCCGCCGGCACCACAGGCUACGAUUAUCGCCUAAAUAUGGCCCAGGCAGCGGCAGCGGCCGCCGUUCCCGCCUCACAGUGGUGGUACUCGGCCGCCAAUCAGGGCCAAGUCGAUGCCAAUACGGCGGCGCAACUGCAGCACCAGCAGCAACAUCAGCAGCAGCAACAGCAGCAGCAGCAGCAACAGCACCAGCAGCAACAACAGAUGCAACAGCAGCAACAGCAACAGAAUGUCAUCAACUCGGCUGGGAGCCCAAUGAUCCGAGGCAAGGCAGAUGCCAAGCCCAGAGGCCGAAUGACCGCCUACGCAUACUUUGUACAAACUUGCAGAGAGGAGCACAAAAAGAAGCACCCCGAUGAGACGGUGAUAUUCGCAGAGUUCUCACGGAAGUGCGCCGAAAGGUGGAAGACAAUGGUGGACAAGGAGAAGAAGCGUUUCCAUGAGAUGGCCGAGAAGGACAAGCAGCGAUAUGAGGCCGAAAUGCAAAACUAUGUGCCGCCCAAGGGAGCGGUGGUGGGUCGCGGCAAGAAGAGGAAACAGAUCAAGGACCCCAAUGCCCCAAAACGUUCAUUAUCUGCGUUCUUCUGGUUUUGCAACGAUGAAAGAAAUAAGGUGAAGGCUCUCAAUCCCGAGUUCGGAGUCGGCGAUAUUGCCAAGGAGCUGGGACGAAAGUGGUCGGAUGUGGAUCCCGAGGUCAAGCAGAAGUACGAGUCGAUGGCAGAGCGAGACAAGGCUCGAUAUGAACGGGAAAUGACCGAGUACAAGACGAGCGGGAAGAUAGCCAUGUCCGCACCGUCGAUGCAGGCGUCCAUGCAGGCGCAGGCACAGAAAGCCGCGUUACUUGCCGCCGCUGCCCAGCAGCAACACCAGCAGCUGGAAGAGCAGCACGACGACGACGAUGGCGAUGGAGAUGAUGACGAAAACCAAUAGGUUUAGCAGUAAAUACUCUUCACUAUUAAUACACACGGUCGUUGUCACGAUGGAGGAAAAGAAAUGAAACAUGAUAGCGUUGGUCGAUCUAUUAUCAGGUUGGCCGAUGUGUGUUGAAUAUAUAUUUAUAUAUAUAAGGGUGUUCCGUUUUAGAGGUUCCGCUCUCCGGCAACAAAUAGUUUUCACAGAUUUAAUUAGAUUUAUAAGCAUUCGUGUUUUGAUUAAAUGGACUAUCAAUCAUGGUGAAAUGGUUUGAGGUUUUUUAAGAAGCAGUAAGGACCCGAAAAUGUAUUUUUUUUUUUCGCAUAAAACUCGUGUGGAUCUCGAGAGGACUUCUUUUUAUCCGGGAUAAAGGGAUUGUUUUUCAAGUCUCUCGGAGAUAUUUUUCCAAGUCCGGCUAAAAAUCCAAGUAUCCGCGAAAUCUCUUGAACUUUCAGAAGAGUAGUAGGCUAUGAAAACAUUGUUCCUAAUUUUUUAAGAAAAUGUAUUCCGAAACAGCAUGAAAUUUCCAGAGAUUAUGUGUAACUUGUCGAUUUUUCAGGCGAUUCGUUGAAGACGAAAUCUCUACAGACUUCUGUGAUUGGAAAAACCAAAGCACAAAUUGUUCUAUUUUUUUGUGUGGAUUUGAGCGUUAUCGGGGAAUGGAACCUCUAAAAAACAUCUAUUAUAUAUAUGUAAAUGCAUAUAUAUAAAUAAUAUAUAAUUUUUUUUUUUAACAUAAGUAAUCAAAUUUCCAUGAAUUAUGAAGAUAAAUCACAAAGAAACCUUUUAUAAGUUUUACGUUAAGAUGAAUACGAUUAAGUAUGGUUAGAUUAAAAUGACAUCCAUCUGUCUGCGAACCUUAUUUGUGCUUCAGUACUAAGUUUCUCCUAAAGUAAUAAGAAGAAUUAUUUUAUAAAUUGAAGAAAUUCCUCAUGAUGUCAUUUCGUUCUCAGCAAAUGAAGGUUACCAUUACAUUUAUAAAUAUUGGUACAUAUUUCCCAUUUAUUAAAGUUAGAUCCACCAUAAUGAAAAUACAAUUAAUGCGUUCGAGUUUAUAUGUCCCCAGCAAAAAGCAAACAACACAAUGAAACGUGAUAAUGUCAAAUACUUAACUCAGUGGCGGGUGAUAUCUCGAUCUAUUUGCUUUUGCCUCUCGAAAAUCAAUAUUCGAUUCGAUUCCAGUUCAUUUCAGUUUUCAGUUUUUUUUUUAAGAUUUCAUUUACGGAUCUUCUACAGUAACGAUCCCUGGACAAAUUUGGGUUUGUGUUCAUUUGUAAAUAUAUACAUCAAUAAUAAUAGCCACGAUCAUAAGAUAAUGAAAGUUGAUAUUAGGUUGUUCAGCGUUGUGUGGAGAUGAAUAACCAAAACGAUAUCGGACAUUGCAACAAUUGUUGACUUGGCCAUUGUAAAUACUAUUUGAAGUAUUAUUUAGAUGAGACUACGUAGAAAUUAAAGAGAAUCGAGAGCAAAUUAAAAAAUACAAGCAUAAUAAUAGAGUAGACUUCGGUGGGACUGCAGAGUAAUGUAAAUUACGUAGAAAGUUUAUAAGGGCGAAGUGAAAACUAGUUUUUACCUCGGCCCCAAAACCCGAAAUGUUCCAGGCACAGAAAACGUGCUUAAGCGGAUAUAAAGAGAAACGUGCUUCUGUCCAAAAAAAAAAAAAAGAAGAAAUUGUUUGCUAAUAUCAACAUCUUCAAAGAUCGGUUGGAAGCAUGUUCUUCUUUAUAUAGCGCCUGUAAGCCAAGUAGCGGUAGGUUAUAACGUGAUAAGAGAGGAGCAGAAACUAUGACUAUAUGGAUGCGACGACGGCCAGUUAACCGAGAGACGUAUAUAGGAUGUACCCCUAACUUCGCUCUCCCCACGUUAUGAGUGCAACAUAUGUAUAUGUAUGUAUUUAUAUAUUUUUAGCAUGAUUUUGAUAGAGAAUAAACUCGCCACCGAGAUUAUAUUCAUAGAAGUGUCUAGGUUAAACCAUUAAAUCCUAAUUUUCUACAAAUUUUGACGGUAACAACACCAACCCCUCAAACAUAAUAAAUUACUAUGAAAAAUUCCAGUUCCCUGUGCGCUUGUUAUAAGAACUAAACUAUUAUAAAAUAAACUUUUAGAAAUGAGAUCUUUUUUUUUUUUUGUUCAGAUGGAUUUUGAUGUGUUUUUCGAAUUUGUCUAUAUUAUUCUUUUUGAGUAAUACUUGGUACAUUUAUGUUAAAUCCCCAUAAACAGCUUUAGCUUUUAUAUUUUAUAGACGAGGACGACGAUGACGACAACACUCGGAAGAAGAAACUCUGACCCCGAGUUCCUAAACUUAAAAUGUGUGAAUUACUUUAGCAAUACUAUAGUAGCCACUAAGAAUUUGUUUUUUUUUUUCCUAAGAACUUACACAAUACUGUAAAAAUAGUUUGAAAUAAAUUAAAUUUAGCUAGAUGUACGCUUGUAAAGGCAAA